Molecule: messenger RNA, 1170 nt
Organism: Physcomitrium patens
Lineage: Eukaryota; Viridiplantae; Streptophyta; Bryopsida; Funariales; Funariaceae
Molecular function (GO): peptidyl-tRNA hydrolase activity
Source: RefSeq, a predicted model, not a curated record
UGCGUCAACAGAAAGUGACCCCCCACGCGUUCGUGCAAAUGAUUGGGGCGUCUUGUCACUUCUAUGAGCAACAAAAGUGGUUGGAAUAUCCAAAGCACAGACUAAUACGACAAUGUGCAAAGUUGCGCAAAAGGGUCAUAGAAGUGGAGUGCGCACGGUCCCGUCCGUCUACAAUCUUGUGACGCACGAAGAAUUAUUGUGGAGAUGCUGUUGUCAUACCUACCUGCGGGGCCAGCUUUCCUUGCUCUUAGCAUUGUCGGACUCAGGAAACGAUGGAGUUAACCGGUCAUCCGUUCUGAUUCCCCUCCACAAAAUCUGUUUAAUUCUUUUGCAUCUCCGAAUGUCCAUCGCUGCCUGAUGAUUGAAUUGCCUGCGGCAUCUCUCUUGCCUCGCAUUGCCAAUUUGUGGCGGUCCUCUAAUUUUGGUAAUAGAGCUAGCAAGAGCCUUUCUGGUGGUCUCUCAGGGUUCUGCAGCAGGAGCAGGUCUCCGUUUGCUUCUACAACUAGGGUUCGUGGUCGCCUGGAGAAUAGGGUUUCUUCAUCGAUUUUCUUUUCUAGAUUUUCAGUAGCUGUGAGAGCCUCGAUGGAGGCGGCUGCAUCGGGUGACACGAAGGAUUUGAAAGAGGAGGUGCCGAAUCUCGAUCCUAUCAUUCAAUACAUUGUGAUUCGGAAGGAUUUGGUUGACACAAUGAAGUGGCCACUCGGGAGUGUGAUUUCGCAGGGUUGCCAUGCAGCUGUUGCAGCCAUCUGGCUUCACAAAGAUGAUUCCGUGACCUCUGAGUAUUGCGCCGGCGAAAACCUAGAUAAUAUGCAUAAGGUUACGCUGGAGGUGAAGGGAGAGACCCAGCUGCGCAAUUUAGCUCAGAAGCUGGAGAUCGGUGGGGUGGCACACAAGCUGUGGAUGGAGCAGCCUGAGAAUUUUCCGACUUGCCUUGCUACAAAACCCUAUCGUAAGAGCGAGGUCGCUUCUUUUUUCAAGAGUCUCAAACUUUGCCGAUAAUAGUUUGAGUAUCUUAUCAAAGUUGUGCUUUUCGAAACACAUUUUGCAGACUUAGCUUUGAUACAACGAUUGUGAAGGUGCAACUUCGCCACUAAACCCAUUUUCGUGCGAGGUUUUGCACCAAUUGUUUGCAAUGAAUCUGAGGUUGAUAAAUUUUGUGAUCUGCUCAAA